UUAACAAAGAUCAUUUAUAAUCUAGCGAAAAAAAGAAAAAAAGAAAAAAAAAAAAAAAUCCAAAAAGCCGUGGCCGUUCUCAGUGGGAUCGUCGACGGCUGCGAGAGAGGAUUCAUGGAGGUGGUUUCCAAACUCUAAUCCUUUGGAACCAUGCUUCUUCUUCUUUUCAACAUUUUCAGUCCCAAACUUGUUCGUUCUUUUACUUCCUCUUCCAACGGUUCCUCUAAUACUCCAUGUCUUCAAACCUUAUUAAAAACCGGCUUCGCUCCUACUCUGAAAUCCAUCAAUCUCUUCUUCCGUUUUCUCUACCACAAUCGCAGAUUCGACUAUGUCAUCCAUUUUUUUUACCAAAUAAAUGCCAACCAAGUCAAGGGAAACUCCAAAACUCACUUGAUUCUCAUAUGGGCACUCCUCAAAUCCCACAAAUAUGACGAUGCAGAGCAAAUAUUGAAGACCCAGAUGCCGGUUUCUUCAAAUUUUCAUCGAAAUCGCCUUUGGAACUUGUUGAUACGAGGACUUUGUGUCAACAAAGAAGACCCAGAAAAGGCAUUGUGGGUAUUGCAGGAUUGCUUGAGAAAUCAUGGUAUUUUGCCUUCUUCUUUCACUUUCUGUGAGUUGAUUCAUAAAUUUUGUUCUCUUGGAAUGAUGGACAAGACAGUUGAAAUUCUAGAGCUAAUGUCUGAUGAGAAUGUGAACUACCCUUUUGAUAAUUUUGCCUGUAGUUCUGUAAUUUCUGGGUUCUGUAAUAUUGGAAAACCGGAAUUGGCUUUGAAGUUUUUCGAAAACGCUAAAACAUUGGGGAACUUGAAACCUAAUUUGGUGACUUAUACUGCGCUGAUUAGCGCACUCUGUAAGUUGCAUAGAGUUAAUGAAGUUUCGGAUUUGGUUUGUAAAAUGGAGAAGGAAAAUUUAGCAUUUGAUGUUGUUUUCUAUAGUUGUUGGAUUUGUGGGUAUAUUGCUGAAGGGUUGUUAUUGGAUGUUUUCAAAAGGAACAGGGAAAUGGUUGAGAAGGGAAUAAGACCUGAUAUGAUAAGUUAUACUAUUUUGAUACAUGCUCUUUCCAAGUUGGGAAAUGUGGAGAAGGCAUUUGGGAUUUUAGAGAGGAUGAAGAAGUUGGGAUUAGAACCUAGUUCGGUUACGUAUACGGUGAUUAUGCUAGGGUUUUGCAACAAAGGGAAACUGGAGGAAGCUUUCUCUCUUUUUGAAAUGGUUAAGGGUUUGGAGAUGGAGGUUGAUGAAUUUAUGUAUGCAACUCUGAUUGAUGGAUGUUGCAGAAAGGGAGAUUUUGAUCGUGUUUUUGGUCUUCUUGAUGAAAUGGAAACAAGAGGGAUGAAAUUGAGUCUUGUUACAUACAAUACUGUAAUUAAUGGACUUUGCAAAUGGGGGAGAACGUCUGAGGCAGAUAGACUAUCAAAGGGCUUACAUGGUGACGUUAUUACAUAUAGUACACUAUUACAUGGAUACAUUCAAGAACGAAACAUCACUGGAAUUUUUGAAACAAAGACAAGACUGGAAGAUGCUGGGAUUUCUCUGGAUGUUAUCAUGUGUAAUGUUCUGAUCAAAGCACUGUUUAUGGUUGGCGCAUUUGAAGAUGCUUAUAUACUCUACAAGAGAAUGCCAGAAAUUGGUCUGGCUGCAAAUUCUAUUACUUACCAUACAAUGAUUAAUGGAUAUUGUAAUAUUAGUAGGAUAGAUGAAGCAGUUGAGAUAUUCAAUGAGUUCAAGUUAGCGUCAUGUGCUUCAGUGGCUGUUUACAAUAGUAUUAUAAAAGCACUAUGCAGAGAAGGUCGAGGAGAAAAGGCCUUUGAGGUCUUUAUUGAACUGAACCUCAAAGUUCUGACUUUGGAUGUAAGUGUGUGUAAGUUGCUUGUCAGAACCGUUUUUGAAGAAAAAGGUGCAGCUGGGCUUUGCGAAGCACUGUAUGGGAUGGAAAAGGUGGAACAAGAUGUAUACAAUGUUACAUGCAAUGAUGCUAUUCGGUUUCUAUGCAAGAGAGGUUUCUCAGAGAUGGCGAGUGAAUUUUAUUCAAGGAUGAUGAGAACCCGUUUGCUUCUUGAAAAGAAAACAUUUUAUUUGCUCAUAAAAGCGUUGAAUAGUGAAGGAAAGACAUGGAUAAGUUGGCCUAUUUUCAGUAACUUUUUGAAAGAAUAUGGCCUAUCUGAGCCCAUUGUUAAGCAGAUUAUUGUAGAUUUUCAAUGCACGAGGUUCACUCUUCCAAAUUUAAAGAAAAUGGAAGAGAAAUUUUCAACAUUUAUGGUACCUGAUACCAUGUUUAAAGUGCUAGUAAGAGAAGGAAGAUUUUUUGAUGCUUAUAACCUUGUAGUGAAGCGUGGAAGUAAUCUGUUGCUUGGUGACAUAUUUGAUUAUUCUACUCUGGCUCAUGGUCUUUGUAAAGGUGGACAAAUGAGCGAAGCAUUGGAUAUUUGUGUUUUUGCCAAGACAAAUGGAAUGAAGUUGAAUAUUAUCUGUUAUAAUAUAAUCAUAAAGGGACUGUGCCUCCAAAGUCGUCUUAUCGAAGCAUUCCGGCUCUUUGAUUCACUGGAAAGAAUUGGCUUGAUACCUACUGAAAUCACAUAUGGGACUCUAAUUGACUCCUUAUGCAGAGAAGGAUACCUGGAAGAUGCAAGGCAGUUGUUUGAGAGGAUGAUCCCGAAAGGUCUUAGACCAAAUACUCAUAUUUACAAUUCACUGAUUGAUGGUUACAUCAGGAUUGGUCAAAUUGAAGAAGCCUUUCAGCUUUUGCAUGAAUUGGGGACAGGAGUUUUUAAUCCUGAUGAAUUCUCUGUGAGCUCUGCAAUUAAGGCUUAUUGCCGAAAGGGUGAUUUGGAAGGUGCUCUUUCAUUCUUUUUUGAGUUCAAGAAUAAAGGCAUUUUACCUGAUUUUUUGGGCUUCUUAUAUUUGAUAAGAGGUCUUUGUGCCAAGGGAAGAAUGGAAGAAGCAAGGGAUAUACUCUACGAGAUGAUACAGUCCCAAUCGGUAAUGGAGUUGAUUAGCAAGGUUGAUACUGAGAUCAAAACUGAGUCUAUAGGAAGCGCCCUCACCCAUUUAUGCAAGGAAGGACGUAUCUUAGAAGCCUACACCAUUCUUAAUGAAGUUGGCUCUAUAUAUUUCUCUGCUCAGAGGCAUUCUACUAUAUACAAUCAACCUCAUAAGUUGCAUAUAAAUGACAAGAGAUCUGUAGAUGUUGUUCAUUUUGGACCCAAAGCCUACUCAUGCGUCCCUACACUUCCAAGUUUUGGAUCCUCAAAUGUUCAUACAGUUGAAAACGUGGAGUAUGAGAAUCUGGAAAAGAGGCCUCAUUUUGAGGACUUUAACUUAUACUAUCCUCUACUUUCUUCCUUUUGUUCUGAAGGAAAUGUUCAAAAGGCUACUCAAUUAGUGAAGAAAGUAAUUUCCAGUUUGGACAGAGGCUAAUUGUACGGAAUAGGAAAGCAGAAAGUACUUCGGCUUCUUCGAUGCGGGGGAAAAGAAAAAGAAUUUCUGUCCACCAUGGGCAAAGGAAAUUCUCUCUGACCUGGAUGGAGGUUGAUUGCGUAACAGAAAUGGUCUUGAUUAUUUCACUUCAAGGGGUUCCCUCUCCACGAAUGUGAAAAGAGUAGCAUUACUCCGGACAGUGUGCUCGGAAUGUGUUCUAUUUGAGUUUAAAAUGAACAAGGGUGAAAGUUCCAUCAUAGGUCUUGACUGUUUUCCUGCCAAAUUAAGUUCUUGGGCAUCUUUGGUUGGGAGUGAGGUGUAAUGCCCCAGGCCCAGGAUUCGGAAUCCGGAUUCAGCCCCUGAUGGCCCCGGCAUUCUCCUGCGUCCUGGCUAUGUUAUCCCCCUUGCCUUGAAUGCUUUUUAAGAAAACUCCCAGGAAGUCACCCAACAUAGGAUUGCUCCAAGCUAAGCACGCUUAACUUUGGAGUUCUUAUGAUUGAGCCACCGAAAAGGAAGGUGCACCUUGUUGGUAUAGGUAGUAACUUUCAAUUCUUUUAACCCUUUCUUAACCAUACUUUCAUGUCCUUAGGAUCCCUCUCAUUCAGAUGCGAUAUCGGUUCAUUCAUGUACCCCUCCUGAACUCGGGUCGUUACAUACCCACCAGCUUCCGCUUGGUUCGUCCCCAAACCACAUCUUACUGGGAGAGGUUCCUCUCUGAUACCAUCUGUAACGACCCAGGCCCAGGAUUCGGACCAGGAUUUAGAAUCCGGAUUCGACACCUGAUGGCCCCGACAUUCCCCUGCGUCCCCUGCGACCUGGCUAUGUCAUCCUCACUUGCCUUGAAUGCUUCUAGAAGUGAAAGUUGUCCCCACAAACCAACACAGGUCCUUUCAACAUGCUUUGUCCUUACUCACAUGCAUCUUAAGAAAAUUCCCAGGAGGGUCACCCAACAUAGGAUUGCUCCAAGCUAAGCACGCUUAACUUUGGAGUUCUUAUGAUUGAGCCACCGAAAAGAAAGGUGCACCUUGUAGCUGGUCAAACAGGUCAUCGAUUCUAGGAAGCGGGUACUUAUUCUUAAUGGUCACCUUAUUCAACUCCCUGUAGUCUAUGCAUAAACGUAACGACCCAUCCCUUUUUCUUCACAAACAGCACUGGUGCACCCCACGGAGAAACACUGGGUCGUAUGAACCCUUUAUCAAGCAGUUCCUGCAAUUGAACCUUCAAUUCUUUCAAUUAUGCCGAAGCCAUUCUGUACGGUGCUUUGGAUGUAGGAAUUUCGAUCGAAAAGUCAAUCUCCCUUGGUGGAGGCAAUCCUGGAAAGUUCUUCCGGAAUACAUCGGGAUAAUCUCUCACCACUGGUUCAGAGGGUUAGUGCAACCUCGGUUUCUCUUGUGUCAACUACGCUAGCCAAGAUACUCUAG
This is a messenger RNA of Benincasa hispida (wax gourd), 4835 nucleotides long. RefSeq names its product Pentatricopeptide repeat (PPR) superfamily protein. Gene Ontology annotation, molecular function: protein binding. NCBI's taxonomy places the organism in Eukaryota, Viridiplantae, Streptophyta, Magnoliopsida, Cucurbitales, Cucurbitaceae. The record is from RefSeq and is a predicted model, not a curated record.